AUGCAAAAAGGCGGAGCAGUUGCCUCAGGGUCACAGCAUGGACAAAGGAUGAUUUUUACAGGCCCAGAUGGAAUUGGAGACUACAGACCAAGAUCAAAUUAUUUCCCCCGGUACAUCGGUGUGGGCACCUCAUCACCUGAGGCCACGGGUGACCUCAGUUACUUGUGUCGAGCUGCACCACAUGCCCCCCCUCCUAUGCCCAGGCAGAGCUGCGUUGGGGAGGUAGGCUGGGGCUGGCAGUACAACCAGCUGUUGAACAGCGGGACGCUGCUCAGCAAUAUGCAAAUUAAGAAAACUGAUAUACGGACCGCAUUGGAGGACAGAGUGACUCACAGGUUCCAGUAA
This is a messenger RNA of Morone saxatilis (striped sea-bass), 345 nucleotides long. RefSeq lists its product as uncharacterized. The record is from RefSeq and is a predicted model, not a curated record. Bases 1 to 345 code for a protein of 114 amino acids. NCBI's taxonomy places the organism in Eukaryota, Metazoa, Chordata, Actinopteri, Moronidae. The transcript has 3 exons.